Molecule: messenger RNA, 1836 nt
Organism: Oncorhynchus tshawytscha (Chinook salmon)
Lineage: Eukaryota; Metazoa; Chordata; Actinopteri; Salmoniformes; Salmonidae
Gene: uchl3
Product: ubiquitin carboxyl-terminal esterase L3 (ubiquitin thiolesterase)
Exons: 9
Coding region: 120-812 (230 amino acids)
Biological process (GO): protein deubiquitination; ubiquitin-dependent protein catabolic process
Cellular component (GO): cytoplasm
Molecular function (GO): cysteine-type deubiquitinase activity
Source: RefSeq, a predicted model, not a curated record
ACAGCGAAUAAAUACCACCGAAGAAGAGGAAAGGCGCACCUUCUGUUUUGCCGAAAAAUAAGUUGGAGCUGUUUCACUUUACUGAAGAUUUUAGCUAGCUUACUAUAAUAUCAUUCGAAAUGGACGGCCAGCGCUGGUUGCCACUGGAAGCCAACCCAGAUGUGAUGAACCAAUUUCUGCGACAGUUGGGUUUGCUGCCGACCUGGCAGUUUGGCGACGUGUAUGGGAUGGACCCAGAGCUUUUGAGCAUGGUGCCCAGGCCUGUGUGUGCUGUCCUGCUGCUUUUCCCUGUCACAGAGAAGUAUGAGUCUUUCAGGCUAGAGGAGGAGGCCAAGAUCAAGGCCCAGGGCCAGGAUGUCUCCCCAGAUGUCUACUUCAUGAAGCAGACAAUCGGCAACGCCUGUGGAACAAUAGGCUUAAUUCACGCUGUAGCCAACAACCAGGAACAUCUGGAAUUUGAGACUGACUCUCCACUGAAGAUGUUCCUGGUUCAGUCCACUAAACUGAGCCCAGAGAACAAGGCCACCUUCCUGGAGAAAGAUGAGAGCAUCCGUGUUACACAUGAAUCUAGUGCACAGGAAGGACAGACCGAGGCACCAAGCUUGGAUGAAAAAGUGGACUUGCAUUUCAUUGCCUUUGUGAAUGUUGGGGGACAUUUAUAUGAACUGGAUGGCCGCAAGCCUUUCCCCAUUGCCCAUGGGAAAACAUCAGAAGUCCGCUUUCUUGAGGAUGCAACAGAGGUGUGUAAGACAUUCAUGGCUCGGGACCCCCAGGAGCUUCGCUUCACAGUGGUGGCCCUGUCCAAGGCAUGAACACGGCACUCGCCGAACAAGAGAAGAAAACACGACUGCCAAUCAUUCUCAAGUGCUGAAUUUUGUUAGCUCAUUAGCAUUUUUACUGAAUAGGUUAGCAUGUGGUAUGAUGACAAAAGGUUAACUGUAAAAAUAUAUAUAAUUAAAGUAAGCUAAGCUUGCGAGGAAUCAGUAGCCUGACUAUAAAAACGAUUAGAUUGUCCGAUUAAAAGUUGUCAUGCAACUGAAAGUUAUUGAAGUGUGUGCGAUCACUACUUCCCCAUUGCCCCUUAGUACUUUGAAUGAUUUAGGCUGAAGUUGCUCCGAGACACUGUCCUUGGGUCAGUUUUGCAACCCAACUAAUGGGUAAGGUGAUCCUAAAUCUGUACCUAGGGAAACCUUCACCCACCCCAGAUCACUUACAACACUGCAGUAUUACUGUAGUGGUAAUUGAGCUUUCAGUUGGACUAUUCUGACCCUGCACUAAAGUAUACAGGCCAUUAGGCACUGGACAAUUGCUCUGAUUUCCAAACUCGUGUAACCUUUCAAAGAUGAUACUGACAGCUGUGGUAAGGUGUAUGCAAAAACUCAAUUCUAACAGGAUUUUUUUUUUUUGUAUUCCUCUGCAGAAAUUAGAAAUACAGAAAAGCGUCCAUUUCAUUGGCUUGCAAUGUAUUGAACAACGUAUUUAAAGACCCAAUGCAGAUGUUUUUUUUCUCUAUUAAACCAUUUCUCUAACAAUUAAGUACCAUACUUAAUUUUCAAUUAAAAUUAUAAAAAAGAAAACCGAAAUUGCUUCUUAGCAAUUAGGUCUGUUCAAAAAGCUCUUACACCUAACAGGGAAUUAUCAUUUUCACAGUACUAUUCCAACCUCAUUGUGUGGAAAUGUAUAUAAAACAGGAAAAUCAGUUUUGACUGCAAUGGGCCUUUUAAGUAUGUUUUGAUUGAUUGACAUGGGGAGUGGUAAAAAGACGUGAUAUAGCUACUACCACUGACAUGGUGCCUACCUUUUGUAAAAACUGGCAAAUUAAAAUACCAAAAUGGU